CUCAGAAACUCCGCCGCGCUCAGAAACGGCAGAGCCGGGCCGCUUUAAAACUGCAAACCUAAGGAUUUACACACGUUUCUGGACAGUUACACGCGUUUUAACCGCUUUUCUUCUCACUUUGGGAAUAACGAGCAACAGUUAGAGAGGCAGCCGAGGAGUGCAGACAGCAGGCUCGCUCAUCCAUGACAUCACAGCAGCAGCAGCAGCAGUGCAAAGGCUAGCGGCUAGCUGCCCACUAAGCCCGGGGCCAGAGACUGAUUCUGAGCAGAGGGAGCCAGGUAAUGACCCUCAGUCCUUCCAUCAGACAGCCUCCACGCAUUGAGCCGGAUCAUGCUUUAGCUCCCUGACAGUCAGUCAAAAUGAUGGCCUCGGUGGUAAUCGGGGGACAUCGGAAGAAGUCCCUCACGUUAAGAGGUGUGGACCCAGAGACCUGCAUGAUCGUGUUUAAGAACCACUGGGCACAGGUGGUGAAGAUCCUGGAGAAACACGAACCGAGUCGCAGCAGCACCAGCGCGCUGAGUUUCCUCACAAGUCAUGGUAGCAGCAGCGGCAGCAGCAGCUCCGGAGCGCUACGUCUCGGCCCCAUCCCGGCCGACGAGGCCAGCGCCGUCCAGAACUACGUGGAGCACAUGCUCUUUCUACUGAUGGAGGAGGAGGCGGGCCAAGGGGGAGCAAUGGGUCCGAUCCUGGAGUUUGUGGUCCUUGAGGGCGUGAUGGAGAGGCUGUUUCUGUGGAGUCUGAGGAGGCAGUUCACUGAGGACAUGAAGCUAGAGCAACUCAGGAUGUACCAGAUGCUUUUGUCUCAGGCCAAACAGCCUCUGCUGCACCAUAAACCGGUUCUGCGGCCGCUAAUGAUGCUGCUCGCUUCCUGUGCCGGAGCUGCAACCGACACCGGCGGCGUGGUGGAGGCGGAGCUAGUCCUCCUGCUGAACCAGCUCUGCGCGGCUCUGGUCAAAGAUCCCUCAGUGCUCGAACUGUUCUUCCACACCAGCGAGGACCAGGGAGCUGCCAACUUCCUGCUCUUCUCCCUGCUCAUCCCGUAUACACACAGGCAGGGAUUGGUAGGUCAACAGGCCCGAGAUGCUCUGCUGCUCAUCAUGUCUCUGUCUGCCUCUGAGCCUCGAGUCGCUCAGCACAUUGCAGAGAACACGUACUUCUGUCCUGUGCUGGCCACGGGUCUGUCCGGUCUGUACUCGUCUCUUCCGGCUCGGCUGCAGGUUUACAGCGAGGACUGGCACUCUCUGGACCAGGCGGACUGGCAGCAGGUUCCUGCUCUGGUCCACUUUUUGCACUCUCUGGACUUUUGUAGUGCUGUUACCAAGGUGGCUCAUCCGUCCGUCCGCUCCCAGCUGCUGGGCUACAUCUACAAUGGCUUCCUCGUGCCUGUACUCGCUCCGGCUCUGCACAAGCUGACGGUGGAGGAAGUGAUGACUACCACAGCAUACUUGGACCUGUUCCUGCGCUCCAUCUCUGAGCCCGCCCUCCUCCAGACCUUCCUCUCCUUCAUCCUGCUGCACACACAUGACAACGUUCACAUCCUGGACACACUGGUCAGCAGGGUCAACACACCUUUCCAGUUGGGCACGGUGUCGCUGGCUCUGUUCAGGACUCUGAUUGGGCUCUUCUGUGAAGAUGUCAUGCUGCAGCUGGUCUUCAGGUAUCUGAUUCCCUGCAGCCACCUGAGCAGGAAGCAGCGCUGCUUCUUGAAGCAGAGGGACUGUUACUCCUCCAGUGCUGCCUCCUUCCUACUGCUGAUGCCCUCCUGGUGCCCUGUGCAGCUCCAAAACUCACUCACACACUCAGAGCACAUCCACUGGCCCAAAGGAACCGAUCUGUCAGUGUCAGACAGCGUUGGUUACUGUCGUGGUUCAGACUUCCUGAUGGAUGUAAACUACCUCCAUUACCUCUGGGAUGCCCGUCAGGCUAUCUCCACUGCCCGCAGGGCUUGCCGUUUAUGGUCGGCUUCUUAUGAUGGCAUCGACCCUCCACUUCAAGAGUAUCGAUCUGAUACACCUGGUAACAACAUGGAGGAUGAGGAAGAGUUCAUGCAGCGAGUCAAGAGCGACUCCAUCUGCUCACUGGUUAUCAGUCCUCCGCCCUCUGCACUCUCCCCUACACCAUCCUCUUUAGAUAACAGCCAAGCAGGCAGGGCCAGCUCUGCCCUUGACUUGGAGUGGGAUGACAUUUUUGCAGAUGAGAAUCCCUUGCCUUCAGCUGUGGUAAACGUGGUGCUGGCGAAUGGCGAUGUAUCAUUAGAGGCAGAUACAUGCACUUUUCCAACAGCACCUCCCCCACUGCCUCCUCGACACAUCCAGGAAAUGCGGCGCAAUGCAACCAAGCUGGUGCGCGGCUCUUAUGUUGAAGAAUCCGAGUUUCAGGAUGAUGUUCUUGUCUAUGAUCUCAUUGCUAAAAAGGAUGCAAAGGCGGCCAUUUUGGAUCGGAUCAUGCUGACAAAUCGCCAAUCCCGUGGGAGCAUCUCAAAAGGACAGCGAGUUUCAGCAACAGCGACAACAUUAACAACGAUGUUAACAAUGACAGGAAGGACGGUGAUGGAAACUGUAAACAGCAUUAUGUCGACGAGGAGGAGGAGCGAGGAUGCAGGAAAAGAGGAAAGAAGAAGGAGUGAGGACUGUGAAAAGGAGAUAGGGAGAACAAAGGAAGAAGAAGAACAAGAAACCAAAAGGAUAUUUGGACACAGAGGGUCACUGGGAGAUCAGCUCUUUACCAAUGGCUUUAAUGUAAACAAUGACAUCAUCGAUGAAUGUGAUGAUGCAGAUGAUAAUAUAAAGUCUUUAAAGCAAAACUGUCAAGUGAUUGACAUUACAGCUCAUGUCAGCCAUACACCUAGAGCACAUCAGCAACAUGUACAUGAAGGCAUACAAUCACCCUCAACAUGUUUAGUAAGAAACGCUUUAACCAAUGGCCAUCAUGAAUCUGAAUCAUUUGACCAUCCCGUAUCUCCAAGUCUGCCUGACAACAACACAAACAACAAUGACUUCCUGUCCCAAUACUGUGAGCUCAUGCUGUCAUUAGGGGUAGAACCAGACUAUGAGGACAUCACAGAUGAUAUUGACACAUUCAGGAAGCGUGUCCAAGUGCUAAGGCAAAGACUUGAAGAGGACAAGGAAGAGCUUUGCACUGACUUUGGUUUUAGCUCCUCCGGGGAUGACGCUGGGGCAGAAGAAGAGGAAGAGAUGAUGCGAGAGGAAGAAGAAGCGGAGAAGAGCAGGAGCGACACAAAGAAAGGCGGCAGGAGACAUCAAAUUCCAUUUACAGGUCCAUUCAUCAGUGUGCUGUUGUCUCGGCUGGAGAACCUUCUCGAAAACUCUAUUGCUGUAAACCUGCUUGUGACAGGCAUCCUGGCCCAGUUGGCAUCAUACCCACAACCUCUCCUGAGAUCCUUCCUGCUCAGCACAGACACACAAAAUCAGCCUAACGUUCGCACACUUUACCAGGUGCUGGUGUCGGUGCAUGCUCAGAUAGAGGGCUAUGUGAUGGCCAGACCAGACUAUCCAGCUCUAGUCACUCAGGCCUGGAGGUUCUUGUUGGCAAAAGACCAAGAUGGCAAAUUCAGAGAGUGCCUCCAGUCUCAGGGCGGUGACAUCAUCCUGGAUCCAUCGCUUCCCAAUGGCUCUGUGAAGAACGCUCUGCCUUUGCCUCCUUUCAGUGUCUUGCCCCCCUGUCCUACUAUUGCCCCUCAAGCCAAGAGCCGAGUCUUCGCCAUUAUCCUGUACGCCGAGUUCCUGAAGGAGUUGGCUGCCUUGGCCCAGGAGCACAGCAUCGCCUUGGACUGUUAUUCUGAGGAGUAACAAAUGCAAACCCCUAGUUUAACUGUAAAAAUCUGCCUCCCAGAUUGCUGCUGAUAAGAUCGAGGAUAUGCUGUGACCACUAGCAAAGACUGAGCUCAAGGAGAAAACAUAUAGCAUGAACUACUUUCCUCAUCAAGGAUUAAUAUAAGUGAAUAAUUUAAGUAGCUAUAAAUAUUCAGAUGUUGUGUAUGUUCCUGACAGCACUUGAAAACCUUGAUGCUUUCUCCAUAUGAAUAUGACUGAUAUUUAUAAAAUGAUUUUGAAGGAGAUGAUUUUGAAGAAUCAGUACUGAGUUUUAUAUAUUUGUGGGAUCCGUGAAAAUAGUUUUCUACCAUAUUUUCUUAAAUCUUUGCAUGGUUUUGUUGAGAUGGAAAAAGUUAAACAUGUGGUUCAAAAUGCAGAGGACCUUUUUAUUCCUCCUCCUCAGGAAGGACAAAGUGCUGCAGAAGCUGGUUGACAAUAACUCUUACCUUACAUGCACUAAAGUGACUUUGCAUCAAAUAGAUCUAAAAUUUAAUUUAUUUUAUUGUGUUUUCAUAUCCAGUAAACAAUUCACUAAUAUUCAAAAUGAUUCAUUAAAAUUGUUAAUGCAAGACAUUUUUUUCUUACUUUUAACACCAGCAAUUUGUUUUUCUCUUAUAAAAGGAGGCAGUAAAAUUUAACCUUGCUUAUAUUCCCAACAUUUUGAAGUCUUCCUUUUUUUUUUAAACGUGUACGAUAGUUCAAAGACAUUUCUAAACCUGAAAUAUCCGUCCAACAUCUGACAUUGCAGCUAUGAAAAGACAGAAUAAAAAUGGACAGAGCUUUGGAGUCUGAAGUUAAAGCAGACCUGUCUUAAAUCUACAUUCUUUUUACUGACCACCAGGGGGCGGUGCAUGUGGUUGCAAAAGGAUUUCUGCUCCUAAAGAAAUCUAUGGGAAACCAGCUCUUCGCCCUUAUUUCACUAAACACUUCCUAAUGAAUUUAUAAGCUCAUUCACUAAUUUGUUGUGAUAACGAGUAAAGCAGUAAGUUCUUUUUGCAAAUUAUUGUUAUUUUUAUGGUCAGAUGGUCCUUUGAUUAUGGAUGUUAGUUUGCUCAUUUACUAAUGACUAGUCAUUAUUUCAAGAGCAUGUGAUGUUUCUUGGUUUUAUAGUCAUAGUCGCAUCCACACCUUUGGUUCCUGCGAUUAAUUAUAAAACCCUGAAACAUUGACUUUGAGGCUUCUCAAACUGAUGGGCAAAGUCACAGUGCCUACAUUUAUCUUUUAUACCAUCUGUGGUUUGUCAGUGACAAACCCUCAUCUUGAAUCAGAGACAUAGAUGUCAUAAAAGACAAGUGCAGACAAUGUGGUCUGUAAAGUCCCAGCCUUGACCUGACUGUAUGUACUGUCAUCAUCUGGGUGUUUUUCAAACUGCAUGCGAUAAACGAGGGGUGGAUCUGACUGAGAAAGAGUCAACCUGUCAACAGGUCAAUCAUAAAAUGCACUUCAUCUUCUAUUCAAUAUGACCUGAUGACCAGCGAUUGUGACAAUAAAGUCAUCAGGGAAGUGUUCCCAAGGUUACAGAGCAAGGAAGCCCUUCCCAUAGAUGUAUAUGCAACCAGUCACCACAACAAGAAAAAUGGAAGAUAAGGUUAAAGAAUGGUAGAAUUUUUACUUGUUUUUUUAGUGAGGUUUUACUAAACCUGAUCAUGAGUAAAAAUGAAAGGUAUUUCAACUAGGUCAAGAUUAAAGGCCUCACACAGGAUGGAAGUCCCAGGCAGGAAGGUGUAGCUCAUGAGAGAGAUUAUAUCAGAUUUUUUUACUUCCUGAUAACACUUAUCUACAGCACGAUCAGUUGCACUACAUAGCAUAGCGGAAAAUAAGGCUGUAGUGUUAAAAUGAAUAGAUGUUUCAUCAGUACUGUCUUUAUUAUUCUCAUUAGGGUCCUAAAUAUCAGUACUAAUAUACCAGGCACUGAGUGUUGUGAGAUUAAGCACCUUAUUUGUCCUUACUGUUUUAUUGCUGUUUGUAUUUACCAGACUGGCUCAUGUGCCUGUCAAAGCCAUUCUAGGUGUACAGUAAUUCAUUUUAGUUUUGCUUAUGUGUAUUUUUUGAACAUUUUGAACCAGAUGGAGGAAAUUUUAAUGCUGAAAUUCAAACAAAGUGAGUGACAAUCCUUGAAACGGUAUCUAAAGUGUCAGUAUCUAAAGUGUUGCUCUGAUCAGUUGUGUCUUCCUGUUUAUGUGUUUUUGCUGCUGUCUUCAUAUGCAAACGAACACACAGGUAAAGUAUCAAAAGCCUUACUUCAGCUGACUAAAAUAUUAGUGCAAUAUAUAAUGAUGCAAAGACAGUGGAUUUUGAUUUCCCAUGCAGAUAUCAGAUGUUACUUUUUCUUUUAAACCUCUGUGAAUAUGUUUUGUUGAUGUUAAUAUAACAUUUUAAACUUCAUGUUUGUCUUUAAAGUGAAAUUAGUCCACGUUGUGAUGCUCCUGUGCUUUUGUCUUUGCUGUGUUGUUAGUUAGAAGAAAAAGAGAUUUGGGUUCCUGCUUACAUAGUUUUCAGGUGGCAAACACCGUCACCGAUCUGACUUCAAACACUUAAGUCACAAGUAAGAAACCAUGUUUCUCUCUAUUUUUAAGCAGUAAUGGAUGAGGUCUGUGUGUAGAAACCACAGUUUCACCCAUGUGCACACUGUCUGUGAAUGCAUCUGUCAGAUUCUUCUCCAAAUGAGAACUGUUAUUCAAAACCUAUACUAAUAAGUAUAUUGACAAAAGUAUUCCCUCAUCCAUCCAAAUCAUUGAAUUCAUAUUGUUCAGUCACUUCAUGGGCACAGGUGUAUAGAUUCAAACACCUAGGCAUGCAGACCGCUUCUACAAACACCUGAGAAAGAAUGGGUUGCUCUCAAGAGCUCAGUGCAUUCCAGUGUAGUAGUGUGAUAGGAUGCCAUCUGUGCCAUCCUCGCUACUGAAUAUUCCACAGUCAACUGGAAGUGAUUGGGAAUUACAGAAACACAGCCACAAAGUGCUAGGCCACGUAAAAUCAGUGGGGUCAGGAGAUGCUGAGGCACAUAAACUGCUGAGGUCUCCAACUUUCUGCAGAGUCAAGUGCUGCAGACCUCCAAACGUCAUGUGGUCUACAGAUUAGAAUGGAUUUCUAUGGCUGAGUAGCUGCAUCCAAGCCUUACACCACUGGAUUCAGUGGUGUAAAGCAUGCUGCUACUGGACUCUAGCACAGUGGAGAGGUGUUCUCUGGAGGGACAAAUCGCACUUCUCUGUCUUUCAAUGUGAUUGACGAGCCUGGGUUUGGUGGUUGCCAGGAGAACAGUACUUGUCUAACUGCACUGUGCAAAGUGUAAAGUUUGGUGGAGUUUGGUGUGGAAGAACUUGAUUGGCCUGCACUGAGUCCUGACCUCGACCCAAAAGAACAGCUUUGGGAUUAGAUCGGCAACUGCGAGCAAGGUCUUCAUCAGUGUCUAACCUCACAAAUGUGCUUCUGUAAGAAUUGUGAAAAAUUCCCAUAAACAGAAUCCUAAACCUUGUGGAAAACGUUCCCAGAAAAGUUGAAGCUGUUAUCGUUGCAAAGGGUGAGCCAACAUCAUAUUAAACUCUCUCGGAUUAAGAAUGAGAUGUCACUCGUAUGCCUGUGAAGGCACAUAAGAUAAUACUUUUGGCAAUAUAGUGUACCUGACUGAAGUCUGACUGAAGCUGCUCUGCCUACUGUCUGAUGCUGAUCUGCAUUAAUCCUGGCACCGGCUGGUGAGCGUUUGCUUGGAUCUUAUUCUUCUUGUCCCCAGUGGUAGAUCAUCUGCUUUGAAAUAAAUUAUUGCCAAGAUGAUACAACUUGACACAUCAGAAAAGAUUUUUGCUUUACGUCUUGGUCAUUUUUUCUUGUGGCAUAGAUAAUAUUUGCAUUUUAGCUUUUGCAAUCAGUGAUAAAGUCUGGUGCCUAACCCAAAAGAGAGAUUUUUGCACUGACAUUGUGCAAAGUAUUGCUGUAUUAUCACAUUAUCAGGUCCUGUACAUUUAUAAUCUGGUAACACUUAAGUCAUGUAUAUAUAGGCACAUAUAUUUAAAUUAAUUACUCAACAUGAAACAGUGUUAAAAGGUGAGAACAAUCAGGGAAUCGGAGGAAGACAGACACAGGAAGUUAAACAUUACACAUGGCAAAACUAACCUUCAAAGUAAAAUCUUUUGAAAAUAAGUCACGGAAAGUCAGAGGACUACUGGAGUAAAAAGUAUUCUCUGGAUAAACAUGUGAAACCAGUACAAAAGACCUGUAACAAAAGCUGCAAAUAUCGACCUCAUGGUGGCCCUGAUGUGAAAAUCUAAGCUUUACAUAAGUCUGCAAGCAAUAACAAGCCAGCUGAUGUAGUUCACUGUGGUUUAGCUAGUUCCUGUUUUUGUAUAUACAAGACUUACUCAAUGAAGAGUUCAAGCAGACAUCAAGGUGACAGCCGUCAGUCACGAGGAGAAGCUGGUUUGAAACUUUCACAUCAAAUUUGUCAGAGAAGAAGAACAAAGCAUUAACGGAUGAUGCUAACGAUGACACUUUAUCUGCUGUUGUGGGUUCUUGGUGAGUGAGUUAAAACUGUGAGUGUGGUUUAUUGUUUUGCUUUUAAAUGGUAUCAUGGUAGGGUGUGUCUCAGUCAAAAUUUGUAUAGAUUUGUAUAGGUUUUCAAAGGCAAGAGCUGGGGAGAUGUUGAUCACUGAAAGUUAAUUUAAGCAUUGGGAACAUUAUAUUUCUUCUCUGCGACUUCUGAAGUUCAACAUUUGAGCACGAGCAGAUUUUGUUGUGUAUUAGUGUGUAUUUUCAGAUCUAAAUUUACCUGAAAGAAUCACCUUAAAAAUGCUUUAAAAUCUCUUUUCUUUGGCUCAUUCGCCUUCAAUACUUUUCAAACAGCUCAGAUAAAAGAAGCACUUAUACUAACCGUUGGUAAUUAUUGAUGAAUUAAUUGUGUGAAUGUCGCAAGGCAUUCACACAAUUGUGUUCCUGUUUCUCUGUAUACUUUAUUCUUCUACCUACUCCUACAGUUUUUAUGCAAUUUUCACCA
Pelmatolapia mariae (spotted tilapia) is the source of this 8820-nucleotide messenger RNA. RefSeq names its product FHF complex subunit HOOK-interacting protein 1A-like. The coding region runs from base 360 to 3809 and encodes 1149 amino acids. The transcript is spliced from 18 exons. NCBI's taxonomy places the organism in Eukaryota, Metazoa, Chordata, Actinopteri, Cichliformes, Cichlidae. The record is from RefSeq and is a predicted model, not a curated record.